CUUCAGGAACCGGUUCCCAUGUAGGGACGAACCGGUUCCCACGUGAUUUUUGCAGAUUUUCUGUCUUGUAGCUGUAACGUAAACUUGUUUCAAUUUUUGAAAUUUAAAAGCUUUUUAUUGUCAUUUAAGUCACUCACACCCACUCACAUCCACUCAUUUACUCACUUUAAUAUAUAUUCUCUCAUCUUCAUCCUCUCCAAACCCUUCCACCUCCAUUAUUCAACCAAACUUUAAACCCCACUAUCUCACCAUAACUCUCAAAUUUUUAUUACCCACUACCUCACAACUAUAAAUCAUCCUUCAUUCUUCCAUAUAUCCCACUCAAAAUUUCCUUCACUCACCAAAUCCGAAAAUACAUUAUCAAAACCUAAGUUCUCAAUCCUUCAACCAUGGCACCCAAACUUUCAAGAAAUGCUAAAGGAAAGAAUAAGGUUGGUGAGACAAGUGAAGAUCCACAAGAACAACAACCAACUCUCAAAAGUCGGAGACUUACAUUCAACAUUCGGAGUCGGAAACUUCUUCCGGCAAAAUACGGUAACAUUCCGGAGGAUUGGCUACCUUAUAGUAAGGUUGAUGUGUUUGUGAGUAUGUGCCGACCAACUCAACGCGAGACGGCACGCCAACAACUUGUUACCAAAUUUAAUAUGUUCGGUUCAAGCUUAUCUGUAAGUGAUAGGAUGCUUCAUCUUAUCAUAGCUUAUGUUUUAUUUCCGAAGAAUUCUAACCAUUCCAGGAUAAACGAGUUCGAGUUGAUGGUGUUGCAUGCUCUAAGACGUGGCAUAGAGGUAAAUUGGUCUCUUUCAAUCAUGCGCCAUAUGCAACUAAUGGCUUCCCUUCAAGGAGGACUCCCAUAUGCAAGGGCAAUUUCUCGCAUUAUUCAAAAUGCCGGUGUUCUUCUUCAACGGGAACCAAAGAAGAGUAUGAAUAGACCCGAGUGUGCCAUCUCCACAACAUCCGCUUUAAAAAAUACCGGAAUUGUGAUGGGUAAUGAUGGAAGAUAUUUUUACAAGGUUGAUGUUGAGCCCGCCGCACAACAGAUGCAACAACCUCCCGAAGGAGGAUUUACCAUGGAUAUGAUGUUUCAAAAGCUUUGCUCUAUCCAAACAUCUACUGACAACAAUAGGAGGGAUAACAACUAUGAGCAUAAUCUUAUGAAGAAACAAAUGAGGGAUAUCCAACGGACUCAAAGAAGGAUCUUGGCACAUUAUGAGGAAGAGGAAGAGGGAAGUGAUGAAGAAGAAGAAGAAGAUGAUGAAGAUGAAGAAAACAUGGAUGAAAGUGACUAAUUUCUUUGCUUUUUAAUUACUAUGUUUUUAUUUUAUUAGUCUUUUAAUUUCAUGUUUUUAGACAUUGUCUUAAUUUAUGUUUCGUGAUGUUUAGGAUUAAAUUAUGUCUUUGUUUGUAACCGUAAAAACUACGUUCCGUAUCGUUCAUUCGUGUUAUGUUGUGAUGUUUUACAUUUCAUUGUGUGAUAUUUGUGUUAUGUUUCAAUUUCAUUUCAAGAUUAUCUUUUUCCCCAUCCUUUUUGAUAAUAACAAAGGGGGAGAAGAGUAUGCAUGUUUGUGUUGUUGUUUUGUUCAAAAGAAAAAAUGCAGGCCAUUGCUAAACAUUAAAACUCAUCACCAUAAAUCAAAGGAAUCAUGGAUUUAGGGGGAGUUUCUAACAUAGGGGGAGCCUUGCAUUAUUCAACAAUUUUUUCAAAAGCACAAAACAACUCAAUCUCAAAACAUUUUCAAGACUUGGUUGUCAUCAUCAAAAAGGGGGAGAAUGUAAUUGCAAAAGCCUCUCAAGCAUAUGUGUUUUGAUGAAGACAACAUGGACAUCAAGCUCUCAUAAAGGAUGUGCAAAAAGAUUGUCAAAGCUAAAGAAACAUCUUUCAAAGUCUUGAAGAUAUUGUGAAGAUUCAAGAAUCAAGAAAUAAAUGGCAAAGGUAUAAACAAUACUCACUUUGACAUAUAAUUGUUCACAAUAUCUACUCUCAUGCAUAUCAUAAUCAUAAACAAUUUUCAUAUACCAUAGAAACCACUUAAAACCUUUUUUCAUAGUUAAAUUUCAAAAUAAAGGUUUUAGGAACCGGGUUGUCCCUACAGGGGAACCGGUUCCCAGAUUUCUCAAAUUUUCACUCUCUGUGGUUUACUAUGGGGAACCGGGUUGUCCCUAUGCAGGAACCGGUUCCUCAGUGCAAAAAUUCAAAUAUUCUGCUGUAACGUUCAGCAGGAACCGGGUUGUCCUAUACAGGAACCGGUUCCUACUGAACCAGUGUGACUUUUCCAUUGCUUGUUUCACAUAAACGAAAAUAUAUUCUUCACAUUGAAACAUUGCAUUCCUACAUGGAAAAAUACCCUUUUGAAAAGGUGUUUAACACAAUAUAUAUUACACAUCUUUCAUAAUCAUUUUUUCACCUUCUUCAUUAACAAUUCAACUUCAUAUAUUAUUCUUUUUUCAAAUAUUUUCAAAGUGUUCAUCAUUCAUCUCUUUCAAAGUGAAACUUGCUAUACACUCUUUCAUUGAGAAAAAUAUUCUAAGUUUCAUGCAUACAUUGUGAACACUUAUAUUCAUUUUGAGAAUUGUUUUAUUGAAGAAGAAGAUCAAUCCAAGAUUGAUAAGUGCUAUACAAACUUCAUCUAAAUCUCUUGUAAAAAUUCAAAGUUAUUAUUCCUUACUAUCCAGGAUUGUUGGAAGUAAGUGUUGUGUUUGAAGAGGAUUGUUCUUCAUCCACAUUAGUGUUGUUUGAUCUUAAAGGUGUUAAGAACCUUUGAUCACCCUAUAGGUUAGAUAGUAAAGCAUAGGCUUGUACAAUAAUUCUAACUAUAGUGAAAUCUCUUUCGUGUUUGAAAGGGGACUGGAGUACUCUCGGAUU
Molecule: messenger RNA, 2860 nt
Organism: Vicia villosa (hairy vetch)
Lineage: Eukaryota; Viridiplantae; Streptophyta; Magnoliopsida; Fabales; Fabaceae
Exons: 2
Coding region: 390-1286 (298 amino acids)
Source: RefSeq, a predicted model, not a curated record